Molecule: messenger RNA, 4527 nt
Organism: Protopterus annectens (West African lungfish)
Lineage: Eukaryota; Metazoa; Chordata; Ceratodontiformes; Protopteridae
Gene: VWC2L
Product: von Willebrand factor C domain containing 2 like
Exons: 4
Coding region: 2751-3422 (223 amino acids)
Biological process (GO): negative regulation of BMP signaling pathway
Cellular component (GO): AMPA glutamate receptor complex
Molecular function (GO): protein binding
Source: RefSeq, a predicted model, not a curated record
AAUUUGUCACCUUAGUGCCCUUUCUUAUACCCGAUUUUAAGCACUGCCACUCACAGAGCAUCAUUAAGCAUGAUAUUUAAAGAUAUUAUGCACUCCUGUAUCAUAUGUGGCUAAAAUGAAAAAAAAAAACUCAAAUAGGGAUUGAAAUCUUUAAAUUGUACAUGGCGGGAUAAUCACACAAGUGCUCUUAUCUUCCCACAAGUUGUCAACACGAAAUUGAAUCAGAUACGCCACUGAAUUCUAGACCCUAUCAGUUCAGCUUAACCUAUGUUGUAAAAUGGAUUCAAACCAGCAGAAAUGAGUUGAGUAAAAUGGCUUUGUUUCACCUUCUUACGUAUUUAUAAUUCAUGUGAGUAUCUGCAAAUCAGUUUUUUUUCUCGUUCUUGGACAAAACACUAUGCGCCGGUUACCGCGUGUUUGGGUAUUACAGACAAUACAACAUUAUUAAAUACUAUAUUUAAGAUAACUGUAUUCUCUUUAAUGCUGCAUUUCAAGGGCGAAAAAAAAUCACGAGUAUUUUUUGUUCCUUGGUCUAGAAAUCUACAUAUAAAAUUAACCCUACUUGCCAGUAUCCAUGCCUAAAUGUUGACAUACCAUAAUGUUACACGUCAACUUUAAUGACAUCUUAAACAGGAAUUACACAUGUCUGUCUCAGUUUUCUUCUGAGAGUAAUCGCAGUUCCUGGAGAUUUGCUUUUCAGUGUAUAUAAUAUCAGCAUUACACUGAGACACGUGAUUAGAAGAAGCUUGUAUCAAUCUCUAAUAAUUCAGUAACAAUUUUUACACAUCCAUUCAGAUCUACAUCAUGAUACUGAGGUACAGAGCAAGUAUGUUUUCUAGAAGAAUUGAGGAUGACUGGUCGAGCACGUUGUAUUUCAUCUCUGCUGAUUAUGACAUAUCGUUUUACGAAAAUGCAAGACAGCGGCACUUUUUCCUUUUUAAACAAACCGUCUAAUUAUUUCAGAAUUAGUUAUACGUUUACGUUUUAGCUGACUUAUUAUUUAACAUUUCCUCUGCCCAUAUCCAUUUUCUUAAGUUUGGCAGAGUCUGUUGCUUUUAGUUCCUUAGUUGUAGAAGUCUCUACACAGAGCAAGUCAUAGUACCAGCCUCACAAGGACGCCCAAUGACGAAGUAGGUGAAUUACAGGGUGUCAACAGUGUUGUAUCUAGUAUCCCCACAGCAUCAUCAGCAAUCAGUUUAAGGCCCUUUCUAAGAUAUCCGCGUCGUGUUGGAGAGAUAAAGUUUGGGAAAAGCCGGUAUGCUGCAGUAGAACAAAUUCAAAACUGACUGAAGAAAACAUUAUAGUCGUAUGGGAGGGAUCGUGAAACCAGUCAAAAGACAACGAGUCUCCUUAAUUCAUACUACUAGUAGUUAUGUGCUAAUUGUUCUAUAUUAACUUCUUGUUUAACGCUAUAUUUGAUUAUCUCGUGGGUUGGGAAAUACUGCUAAAAAAUAAUCAGUUCUGUGCUACUAACCCAAACAAGUAACAAAACAGACAGAUUUAUACUGAGGAAAUCCAGACGACGGAGGGUAUCCGACCAGAAAUAUAAGUAACAAUUUUAUUUUAGAAAAAAGUAAUAUGUAGAAUCAGUAAUCAGCCCCAGACGAAUAUCAGUUAGUCAACUCAGAGAAGACAAUAUCGCCUCUUCCUACAACAGUCUGCAGCUACUGCUGUCCGUGGUGCUGAAAAGGUUGGGCGUUACAACUGUCCCAGGCAACCUCGCUUGGAAAAUUUAUACGGAUUGUCGAAGGACGCCCUGUACCCAGCAGUUGGUCCCCUCCACUAAUGGAUGCACGUCUAUUUAGUUAUCGGCACUCUUCUCCCCCGUAGCAAAUUCCCUGUCUGCGCUGCAGAUGCAGAAUAUAGCCUAACUGCUGCUCCUACAGUUCGUUUUCCAUCCUAACCAAACAAGCGCCUUCAUUUGCCUGGCUUCUUAGACUUCAUCAGUGUUUACACCAGUAGUGCUACAGUGCUCCAUUCCAUUAUUUCUCUGGAUUUGAUCUACAGCUUUUGUGCAAAAGGUCAGGGAAGGCUUUAUACGUCUGUACACUUUUUAACAAGCUAUAAAUGUGAACUGAAGUUGCUAGGAGCCCCUUUCGUAUAUCUGGAUUUCACACUGUAUGAAAUGCAUUUGAAGAUACACAUGCUUUUGAACAAUACCGGGGCUGCCUCGUGUGUAAGUUUGGUUUGUUGUGACAAACUACAAACUACUUGUCUUAUGUCUCUAAUUGGAAGUAGCAAUAUUCAUUACUGAAUAUGGUAUCAUGUAAUUAACAUGUGGUGCUCUGAAUCUCUUUCAAACUGGACUAGUUAAGUUGAAGUCCAAUCUGGUGAAUACAGAUAAUAGUGCCAUUAGAAAACUCCAGGCUAAAUUCCAGCAUCACAAGCAAGCUUUUCAAUGCAUCAGAAUGCAUCUGGGUUUGUGAAUUCUAGAGUCGUCCACAAACAGCCUUGGAAGGCCUCGUUCCGUUUGGCAUUGCUAUCGCCAGAACCCACAACACAUAGUAUAACAUCACUCAGCUUGUAUAUGCCUGUAUUUUGAAUAAGGGACAUUAGAAUCCUUUCUUCCCUCUUCUAAGUAAAUUGUGUCGCGAGGAAACUGAAUUUAUUAGGCUGACAAGAGCAGUCUUCACAGAAUUGUUGGAUUUCUACUGUGUACUUGUUUUUUUGUUACAGCUUCUUACUUUAUAUGGGGAACAUCUGGAUGUACUUCAAGAUCUGAAUUAGAGCUAGAAUCGUCUUUACUGAGGAUGACCACUCAGUUUUUCAAUGUAGCAAGUUUGCUUCUGCUAGCUAUAGCAAUCGUAGUCACACCUGCAGCGAUCAAUCAUGAAGAUUAUCCAGCUGACGAAGGGGAGCAAACAUCAAGUAAUGACAACCUGAUCUUUGAUGACUACAGAGGAAAGGGGUGUGUGGACGACAGUGGAUUUGUGUAUAAACUGGGAGAACGUUUCUUCCCUGGGCACUCAAACUGUCCGUGUGUUUGCACUGUGGAUGGACCAGUGUGUGACCAACCAGAAUGUCCGAAGAUCCACCCGAAAUGUUCGAAGGUGGAACAUAAUGGUUGCUGUCCGGAGUGCAAGGAAGUAAAAAACUUCUGUGAAUAUGGUGGAAAGACUUAUAAAAUUCUGGAGGAAUUUAAGCCUUCCCCUUGUGAGUGGUGCCGUUGUGAGCCCAGCAAUGAAGUUCAUUGUGUGGUUGCUGACUGUGCAGUUCCAGAAUGUGUAAAUCCAGUCUAUGAACCAGAGCAGUGCUGUCCUGUUUGCAAAAACGGUCCAAACUGCUUUGCAGGGACUACAAUAAUCCCAGCUGGUAUAGAAGUAAAAGUGGACGACUGCAACAUCUGUCACUGUCAUAAUGGGGACUGGUGGAAACCUGCUCAAUGCUCCAAGCGAGAGUGCCAUGGCAAACAAACAAUGUGAAAUGAAUCCAAAUAGUAACUGGUUCAAACCCUGCCCAGGCACUUUGAACUCACCAGCAAAACUUUUUUAACAUUUCAAAAACAGACAAUUUUACUGGAGGAAAAGAUAAGAUUAUUUUCGUGAAAUGAGAUGAGCGAUGCCUGAGUUAAAGAAGAAUGUCAAAACCGGUAACAUGUCCAGAUGGUCAAGAACUCUGCAAUUAAAUAUAGUGUGAUAUGGACAUCAUUGAAAGGACGUAACAUUUUAGCUGAAUGUCCUGGAUGUAGUCACCUCACCAUCUGACUAAACCAAAUCUUUGACCAUCACUAUGAAGUGUAAAAUUCAAAACUAUACUAAUAUGAAUUAACAGUUUUACACUGGCAUUGAACUGAUGCAUAAACAGUUAUUAAAGUAGAUUUGAAAAACUGUUGGAAAGUUGUGUGGGCUGCAAACGUCUAUGAGGUCAGUCAGUCAUUUGGCUAACUAUAAUGUGAAACUGGCCCAUAAACUAAUGUCAAUGCUUAAGUUAGAGAUGGUAAAAUAUGUCUAAUGUGAGCUUCUUUAGACCGAGAUACUAUUUUAAAGAUGCACAAAACCACUUUCACAUAGCCUAUUUAAGGUUGCUGUGUUAUUUUUUGACACCAUUGCCUUUUAAUCAUCUCAGAAUUUAAAUAAGUGACUAUAGCUAGGUGCUGCAAAGAAGAUUCUCAUAGCCACUGUGGAUUAAUGUUUCAUAGCAUUGUGUUCCAUAGCAACAUCCAGUGAAGUCUCUUUGAUGGAAUGGACAAGCAGUAUGGAUCCGCAUUUUGUUCUGACAUCUAAGAUUAACUUUAAGAGGAUUGUUAGUCUAAAAACAAGGUGUUAAAUUUAUUGUGUGUCCAUGUGUUGCCACUGAUACUUAAAUCAUGCUUCUGAAAAACUGAAUUAAAUAUUCUUCAAUUUCUUUAAACAAAAUAUAUUUUAUCAACAGAUGUCUUAAAAUCACCUUAAGUGUUUAUGAAUGAUGAUUUCCAGGUGUUAUUUAAAAGCAUAUUACCUUGUAAUUUGUUUCAUUUUUUCACCUUUUAACCCUUGAGUACCUUGAACUUCUACAUAUAAAACUCAUCUGGAAUCUUGUAAUUUGAAA